ACACAAUCCAUCCCAAACACUUCAUUCAUGGCUAUAGAUCUAAACUUGCUUCCGGAGGGAGAUAGAGAGGCAAUACCUGACCUGAAUGAAGUUGUAGGCGGAGAAGAAUCUGCAGCAAGUGGGGAACAAGACGCCAUCAACCAUGGAGGCAACAACGAAAUUGUAGGCGAGGAAGAAGAUCCAUCCAUUGUUGUCCAAGAAGCUGAUGCCCAUGGCAGUGGUGGCCAAUGUCUUCAACAUUUUGAUCUCAAUGUUGAACCUGAUAUGUUUGAGGAAUUUAAUCAAGAAGAAGAUCAGGGGAUAAACACCUUCACUGCUCAUCCUAUGGAUAUGAGUGAUGCACCUGUAGAUUUCGAGGAGUUCGAUGAAGAUGAACUCCAAGGCAUUGAGAGUGUCAUGGCGGACUAUGGUGUCUAUGCCGAUGAGGUGGACAUUGUAUUUGAUCAACAAGCACAUAGAUCAAAGAAUCUGAAUGAGAUGCAAAGACAGGCCAUAUAUGCAGCUUUGCUUGAGAGAAGUAGCAAUGGGGAAAAAAAAAGAUACUAUCAAAAUUGUUGCUGAAAUGUUCCAUGUCAGUAGGUGGGCUGUGCAACGUAUUUGGAGAAGAGUGAAGGAGUGUCGUGCCAAUGGAGUGACAGUGGAUGUAAGGUCUAGGAAGCCCAAGAAUAGUGGUCGCAAAAAAGUUCAAAUAGACCUAUCAGAAGUUGCUCAGAUUCCCUUGCACAGGAGGGGCACCAUCCGUCACCUAGCAAAAGUGACAGGUUACGCUAGAAGCACCCUUCACAGGUGGUUCAAAGAAGGGAUGCUACGGCGCCAUUCCAACUCUUUAAAGCCAUUAUUGAAAGAAAAAAAAUAAAAAGGAUAGGCUGAGGUGGUGCAUUUCCAUGAUAGAUCCAAGCUCUCUGCCAAAUGAUCCCAAGUUCAUUUUAAUGGACAAUAUUAUCCAUGUUGAUGA
This is a messenger RNA of Panicum virgatum (switchgrass), 955 nucleotides long. RefSeq lists its product as uncharacterized. The transcript has 3 exons. Bases 28 to 561 code for a protein of 177 amino acids. The record is from RefSeq and is a predicted model, not a curated record. Lineage: Eukaryota; Viridiplantae; Streptophyta; Magnoliopsida; Poales; Poaceae.